UAGGUGUUACAUAUAUUGUACAAAGAUGUCAUUCCCAUAGCGAAGAGAACUUUGCGCGAUCAUAUCGCCCAAGUCGUUGGCUUUUCGCUGCCACAACCUUCGCUCGUGGAGUGGUGAAUUCGCCAGACAUGGACGAGGUCGAGAAUCCUGCUCUUCCUGCUGCCGGAAUGUCCAGUCCGACGUUGAGGCCAUUGGGAAGCGAUGAAGAUCCGGGCAGUACAAUAACCGAAGCAUCGCAAUCGGAAUUGCAAUCGGAUAAUGUUCAAGAGUCAGCAAGAUUCGGCGGUUUGGACCCGGCAGACCCGGCUCCAAACCCAUCAAGAUUCGGCGUGCAGUCGAGACCAUCAGUGCAACGAGAAACCUCUGUGCCGCCGCCUCAGCAGCCCCCACCAGCACCUCCCGUCCAAACCAACAGUGACAUGAACGAAUACUCGCAGGAUCCACCGGACAGCUUGACUUUGGCUGAUUUGAAGCGAAUUCGAAACUCUUUUCCUGCUGCGGUGGAACCCCAGAGGCAACAGGUCGUCGAACUUCGGGACGUUUACGACUUUGAUUACCGCGACGCACAAUCGCUACCAUGCGAAUUGGAAGAGUGGUUUAGCUAUAGCGAGGAAGAGGAGAAGAGACUGUAUCAAUGUAAAGCAGUCUUUGAUCAAGAAUGGCGUGCUUCCGAACAUGGAAAGCAGGAUUGGUUGAAUGUUACGGAGGAUGCACGCAGAGCUUUCACCAAGAGGUGGAUCCAAGUCUUGAACGACCCAUCGCAGGAGCAGGAUGUCGCGAAUGCGCUCAUGAUACUCACAUAUCUAGGCCUUGGGGUCUGGGAAGAGACGGCAGGACGCAACGAAGGAUGUGCCCUGGAAGAUCUUUUCAACGAUAGUGGCUUUGGCGGAUCUCGUCUGGAAGAGUAUGGCCGUUCAAGCUUACAGAUCCAAUGGAUCGUUGCCAUGGUUGACACGCUCCAUGCUUGUGACGGGUUGAGCAAUAUCUACGACACGCUGAGACGGAUCUGCGAGGAUGAUUUUGCGAAUAGUGCCGUAGAGCCAAGCUUACGGGAUGAGGGACAGGCUCAAAGAGGCGACACCACCAUCGAGCUUUGGUGCGCUUUGACACUGAUGUAUCUCUUCGUUGAGGUGGCCAGGACUACGACUAAUGCUCGCGCUUUGAAGCAAGACGUCGUUGCGCUGGACCCAAAUAUUCUCUCAUAUCUGACGCAGAUCGUCGCCAGGAUGCGAUGGGAUGAAAAUGCACCCAUACCCUUGACCAAGAUGUUGCUGCUGGCGUGGAAAGCAAUUCUGGUAUGUUUUGGUGGCAUUGCUGACAUCGAGCAGCUGAAGAAGUCUCUCCAAAAGCAGGAGGUGGACAAAGAUGUUCGUGGCGCGCCCAUCAUCACUGCCUCCCCACUUGACUAUCACCUGUUUCGACAGGAAAUUAGUUCCAAAUAUCCUGCCUAUCAGCCACCAUUACCACUCUUUCCUCUGGAGCCCGAGCACAAUAGCAUUUUACCGCCGCUGAGCCAUCGCCGUCCAAGUGUUUCGCGGUCAGAUGCAGCCAUCACUGGGGCUCCCAAUAUUGGCAGCGAUUCAAUCAUGCAUCAGCCGAUGCACAUUGCCACGCCAGCCCCCUCACCUCCUCCAUCGCCUGGCGGUCCUGGCAAGGCUGGCAAGAAGCAAAACUAUCAGACGAAUCAACUAUUUCCAUUCCUCUAUCCUCCUCUCGAUGCCAGCAGUAAUGACCUCGGAGGAAAAGGAAGCACUGAGCUGCAGGACACGCUUGUGGGCCGUCGAUGGGAGGGCUCCGACGUACCAUCAAGUAUCUUAGAGGGCGCAGAAUUGUUUGCGCAGCGCAUGCGUGCCACACGUGGCAUGCAACAAAUGUGGGAUGCCCGAGAUGACUUUAUGAAGGAAGACCGAGGCUGGGAAACCAACGGUGAUCCCAGUGCCUUCAUCGACGUUGAUGCUCGCGAAGAGCUGCGAAAGGGAGGACCAGCAUACGCUGGUCAGAAAGUCCCGCCCGAGGCCCAAGAAGUUAUUGCCAAGGUCAACGCUUACUACAAAGACUGCCUUCCACAUUUGCAGAGCCUGGUCGUUGUGAUGUUGAAGGUCAUUCUUCAGAACGUUACAGAACUCGUCACAAAGAGUGGCCACAAUGGCUUUCCGUCGAGCAUCCAGCUGAAUGACAUGAAUGGUCAUCGAACAAUGGAAAACAGCGUCAACUUCUCCGCGGAUAGCAUCGAGAAUGCUGUCGACGAAGCCAACAAACAACGAUCCCAGGAAAUCUUAGCGAAGGCGUUAGGGGCUAUCAUCUUGCUGCUGUUGAAAUGGUUCAGGCUUUCCCAUGUACUACAAUACGAGUACAUGACGCAGCUUCUCUUGGAUGCGAACUUUGUACCACUUAUCGUGCGAGUGUGGCAAUCACAGGACAUUGGUCGGGCGUGUCAUAUCAAACAAGAUCGCGAGGAUCGUAGCUUUUUCUACUACUGCCAAAAGAAUUCACGGCAAGGCGCACCGGAAUCGACUUUGGCUCCAGCGAUGGCAUCACUAAACGAGGAGUCUGAAGAUGAAGCAGCGCCGCCUCCGAUCAAACGUAAGCGCGACGAUUCGAGCAACGAGUUGUCUCUACGACCUGAUGACUUCUCCCACCUACCCGAAGUUGAUGAGUUGGGUUAUCAAACGACUCCGAUGCCCCUGAAGCCGAUCAAGUCAUACUCAUAUCGCAACAUCUUCAGUACAAUCAAUUAUCUGCGCAUCCUGCAAAAGAUCACUCACCGCAAGACACAUCGUGCCUUGACCCUCGUAGGCAGUCACAAGACUCAAUUCCUCAGAAAGACGCUGAAGAUUCCAGUACAGCUUGUUCGAUACUAUACCUUGAAGCUCUACAAAUCGCAGGUCCCCUUUUGUGGACGCAAGUGGCGGCAGAGCAACAUGAAAGUCAUCACUGCGGUCUGGUUGUCCGUCCCAGCAGAUCUCCGCGACGACUGGCUCACAGGGGGUGGAGGCGGCAUGGGCGGCGCAUAUGUUGGUGACGUGGAUGGCACCGUCGAGGACGCCCUCCCGCUUGAACAGAGCUUGCGGACUAUCACGCAUUGGUGGAAUUUACGCAAUUUCCCGGACGCCAUGUGCGCAACGAACAACGUCCAAGACGAAGGGAUGGAUUUUUUCACCCGCGAGCUCGAGAAGAUGGAUUUGUUGAGAGAGGAUGAGAUGGCAGAUAGCCAGAGCCUCGCGGAAGGUUUAUGGGAAGGUCCGGUUGAUGGCUAUUGAUAUCAUUGCACUUACACUGGUGUAGGAAGAUCUUGAGGUUGUGCAUAACGUUCAAAUACAGGUUCUUUGAAUCUUUUUUGAACCAGUGCCAUCGAACUCGUGACUUCGCCAUCGAGUCGUUUGGUACUGUGUCCGGUGCGACACCUGUCAACUAACUAACUAGUCUUUCAACUAACUAAAUGAUCCAGCAAAGACUGUACCAAAAGUGCCCUGUCCGAUUUGACGGAUCCAUGGAUGUCUGCCAGGGAUAGGUACAUUCAGACGCUGUCCGAACAAUCCAUGGAUAGCAAUCUUGAACGAGCUAAAAGCGAGAAGUCCGAAAGGCGUGCAACGAUCCAGGGUGAACAGCGAAUUGAUGACUCAUCACUCAAUGAGCUCCACUGAUUAGUCACCACGGUAUGAGCUCAGGACGAGUUCGAAGGCAACUUCAUGUACUUCACCUAGGCGAUGUGCAUCAGUAAAUGCAUGAAGUAGUUCGUCCUCCAG
Molecule: messenger RNA, 3746 nt
Organism: Dissoconium aciculare CBS 342.82
Lineage: Eukaryota; Fungi; Ascomycota; Dothideomycetes; Mycosphaerellales; Dissoconiaceae
Product: putative HAM-2, hyphal anastomosis-2 protein
Exons: 1
Coding region: 129-3260 (1043 amino acids)
Biological process (GO): cytoskeleton organization
Cellular component (GO): cytosol
Source: RefSeq, a predicted model, not a curated record